UGCUUCUUUGUUCAUCUUCUUCCUCAGCCCCCCACCCACUCCAACCACUCGCCCGCACUGACACACUCAUUUCACUCUGCGAUACCAUAGCUCCAUAUUAUCAUUCAUUCAUUCUCAACACCAACUAAGUUCUAGAGAGAGAGAGAGAGAGAGAGAGAGAGAAGGGGAGAGGGAGAGAAUUUAAUACUCAGCUCUCUUACUCUUUACUCAUAGUAAUACAAGCUAAAAUGGGUGUAGAUGAAGGUGGAGCACUACCCACCACCACAUUUGCAGCUCAAAAGAGAGCCGGAACCCUACCCACCCCCAACGGCGGCGGAGCCCGCGGCGGCCGAGCUAGCUCUACUCCCUCACGCGGCCGCCAGAUCCACCGGGCUUUCAACACCCUCAAGAUUACAAUCCUCUGCGGCUUCGUUACCAUCCUUGUCCUCCGCGGCACCAUCGGUUUCGGCAACCUCGCUUCUUCCCAGGCCUUAGCCGAGGCGGAGGCUGAGAACUUGAAUCUCAUUGCAGAAACUAACCGGAUAAUCGCCGAGAUCCGGUCGGACAGUGAGCCGGAGGAGGAGGAGGAGGGGGGAACUCUCGACGCGAACCCUACCUUCAUAUUGGGGCCCAAAAUCAGUGAUUGGGAUGAACAGCGAAAGGAAUGGGUUCAGAGAAAUCCAGAAUUUCCGAUUAUUGUGAAUGGAAAACCUCGGAUUUUGCUUGUUACUGGGUCUCCACCGGGUCCUUGCGAUAACCCUGUUGGGGAUCACUAUCUUUUGAAGGGUAUUAAGAACAAAAUUGAUUAUUCUAGGGUACAUGGGAUUGAGAUAAUGUAUAAUUUAGUUCAUUUGGAUAGUGAAAUGACAGGCUACUGGGAGAAACUGCCCUUGAUUAGGAGGCUGAUGCUUUCUCAUCCUGAAAUCGAGUGGUUUUGGUGGAUGGAUAGUGAUGCUUUGUUCACUGACAUGACUUUCGAGAUACCUUUGUCUAAGUAUGACAAUCAUAAUCUUGUUAUCCAUGGCUACUCGGAUUUGUUGUUUGAUCAGAAAUCUUGGACUGCCUUGAGCACGGGUAGUUUUCUCAUUAGGAAUUGCCAGUGGUCACUAGAAUUGCUUGAUGCCUGGGCGCUGAUGGGGCAUAAAGGUCCUGUCCGCGAGGAGGCUGGGAAGAUUCUUACGGCUAAUUUGAAGGGUAGACCAGAUUUUGAAGCUGACGAUCAGUCAGCACUGGUAUACUUGCUCUUGUCAAAGAAGGAUACGUGGAUGGACAAAGUGUUCAUUGAGAACUCUUACCAUUUGCACGGAUAUUGGGCAGGUUUGGUGGAUAAGUACGAGGAGAUGAUUGAGAAAUUCCAUCCGGGGUUUGGUGACGAUAGAUGGCCAUUUGUGACACAUUUUGUGGGAUGCAAGCCGUGCGAAAGCUAUGGAGAAUACUCUGCCGAAAGGUGCUUGAGAAGCAUGGAGAGAGCUUUCAAUUUUGCUGAUAAUCAAAUACUAAAGCUGUAUGGGUUUAAGCAUAGGGGAUUGCUGAGCCCGCACGUCAAGAGGAUCAGGAAUGAGACUGAUGCCCCACUGCAAAAUGUAGAUCAGUAUGAUUUACGACGCGCAAAGCAUCCAAGUGGAUUACUGAAUUCUCAACAGUCAUAAAUCUGUAGUGACAAAGCUCUGGUAGAGAAGACAAUUGAACCGGGGGAAUGAGGACCAAUGGUUCCUUCUGCUUCAAUACCUUUUAGGGAAGCCGAAUGAACAGACCACCAAAUUUUCUUUGGAAUAUGGUCUCCCCAAAUUCCAAAAUGCAAGUUUGCAUUAUUUUUACUUACUCUCAGCUGCAUUCUCAGCUACAUAGGAAGACAACCGAGAAUUCUGUUGUACCAGGUGAUCUGUACGACUGUACUGAAGGAAUUGCUUGUACUCUUAUAACUUCUCUGGAUAGCACUAAGGUAUACUACUAAUAGUCUUAACCUCCCGAGCCGAGUGUUUAAAAAACAAAAAACAAAAGAAAGAAAGAAAGAGUGAGCAUGCUUGCAUAAUUGUGUUGUAAUUUUUUGUUCUUUCAUUAUUUCCCCCCUCCCUUUUUGUGGAAAGAUUCAUUCUUAGGUCAAAGACAUGUGAACCAUAAGGUCAUUAUGAUGAGUUAGUGAUAUGGGCUAUGAGUUAUUUAUUUGUACUGUAAUUAUUUUCUCCAUUCCUUCUUGUAUGGUAAACCAUCACACUAUGGAGUUGUAAAAGUAUAUAGACUCAUCAUUUCCUAUUGCCU
This is a messenger RNA of Ipomoea triloba (trilobed morning glory), 2238 nucleotides long. Its product is annotated as probable xyloglucan 6-xylosyltransferase 5. The record is from RefSeq and is a predicted model, not a curated record. The transcript is spliced from 2 exons. Gene Ontology annotation, cellular component: membrane; trans-Golgi network; endosome. NCBI's taxonomy places the organism in Eukaryota, Viridiplantae, Streptophyta, Magnoliopsida, Solanales, Convolvulaceae. Gene Ontology annotation, molecular function: hexosyltransferase activity. Bases 228 to 1628 code for a protein of 466 amino acids. Gene Ontology annotation, biological process: xyloglucan biosynthetic process.